GUUCCAGAGAGCAAGAUGGCAGCAAAAUCCGAUGGCGUGGGGGUCGUUACCGGUUUCGCCCAGCUGCACAACCUGGACGAGGCAACCGGCGACGAGGAGCCGCUGGACAGCGCGGCCAUACACAUCUGCCACUGCUGCAACUCGUCGUCGUGCUACUGGGGCUGCCGGAGCGCGUGUCUGCAGCCGCUGCUGGGCGAGCGAGACCGGCCGCAGCAUCAGCAGCAGCAUCAGCCCGAGGAGCGCCUGUGGCUGGACUGCCUCUGGAUCAUCGUCGCGCUGCUCGUCUUUUUCUGGGACGUCGGCACGGAUUUACUGCUGGCUCUGGAUUAUUACUCCAAGCGGGACUAUCUGUGGUUCGGGCUCACGCUGUUCUUCGUGCUGGUCCCGUCGGUGCUGGUCCAGAUCCUCAGCUUCAGGUGGUUCGUCCAGGAUUACACCGGCGGCGGGCUCGGGGCCGUGGAGGGGCUCAGCAGGAAAGCCACGGCCGACCUGAGCUCGCGGAUCUACGGCAGGGACCGGUGCUGUGUGAUCUCCAUAUGGAUCUGGCACGCGUGUGUGCACGUCCUUCAGAUGGGACAGGUGUGGAGGUAUAUUCGCACCAUGUAUCUGGGCAUCCAGAGCCGGCGGCAGAAGGAGCAUAGGCGGCGUUUCUACUGGGCCAUGAUGUACGAGUACGCUGACGUCAACAUGCUGCGUCUGCUCGAGACCUUUCUGGAAAGUGCCCCCCAACUGGUGCUACAACUCUGUAUAAUGAUCCAGAAGAACCGGGCUGAGACCCUGCAGUGUGUCUCCUCGGUUGCCUCCCUGCUCUCUCUGGCCUGGGUCCUGGCUUCAUACCACAAGCUCCUGCGUGACUCCAGAGAUGAUAAAAAGAGCAUGAGCUACAGGGGCGCGCUGAUCCACAUCUUCUGGAGACUCUUCACCAUAUCCUCACGGGUGCUCUCCUUCGCUCUCUUUGCCUCCAUCUUCCACAUCUACUUCGGCAUCUUUGUAGUCGUGCACUGGUGCGCAAUGGCGUUCUGGAUCGUGCACGGAGGCACGGAUUUCUGCAUGUCCAAAUGGGAGGAGGUGCUCUUCAACAUGGUGGUGGGCAUAGUCUACAUCUUUUGCUGGUUUAACGUGAAGGAAGGUCGAACCCGCUACCGCAUGGUCAUCUACUACUUUGUGGUGCUCGCCGAAAACACGGUGCUUACUUGCUUGUGGUACGCCUACCGAGACCCAAUCACCACGGACUCCUAUGCAGUGCCGGUGCUCUGCGGAGUUUACCUAACCUUCGCCUCAGGGGUGGUUUUCAUGGGUGUCUACUAUGGGUUCCUUCAUCCCAUGGGACCUAAAAUAAGGGUGCUAGCUAGCUCCUGUUGUGCUGAGCUUCUUUGGGGACUUCCGUUACCCCCUGAAGCCGAGCCUAUGGCGCCCACUCCUGGUCCUCGGGCGUCUCAACCUACUCCCAGUCGGGCUUCCAUGGUGGACGACACCACAAUGGACACCUGUCUGCCUGUAUUUCAGGUGCGCUCGCCCGAGCCCACUACUCCCUUGGGCCGAUACCGGCCGGAGGGACCUCUGAUUAAAAUCGACAUGCCCAGGAAACGCUACCCAGCGUGGGAUGCGCACUUUGUGGAUAGGCGAUUAAGAAGGACGAUAAAUAUCCUCCAGUUCAUCACGCCGGCGACUGUCGGGAUCAGGUACAGAGACGGCCCGCUGCUCUAUGAGCUCCUGCAGUACGAAUCGUCCCUGUGAUCUUCAAUAUCCCAGUUUAGUUUCAGAUCUGCCACGUUUCUCAAAAUGCAUGCCAUUUUGGUUUCUGUAUAAGCGGCGAGUGUAAGCAUAAAGCAUUGCACUUUUCUUUCUUUUACGUGAAAAGCCUCCAGAAGAUGUGUAUAUAUUUUGUAUGUAUAUACUGUCUCUUUUUUAACAAUAUCUGUUUAGAGAUAUGUCCCCAUGAAGGGAUAUGUAUGCGACAUGGUGUUUACAGCCAGCGGAAACCAUUACAUUGGAAAAAUGGAGAUCGGUUGACCACAUCAACACCGCCUUGUGUUUUGAACUUUAUUUUAAACCUAUUAUAACUUAUUAACUAGGUAAUUGUUAACUAGUAUGUUAUUUUCACAGCUGCGCAAGUCGAUAAUAUCAGGCUACGUCUACACCAUAGGUCUCAACAACACAAUCUCACGGCAAUUCGUAACUUUUUGAUUUAGUGGCUAAUU
Molecule: messenger RNA, 2201 nt
Organism: Danio rerio (zebrafish)
Lineage: Eukaryota; Metazoa; Chordata; Actinopteri; Cypriniformes; Danionidae
Source: RefSeq, a predicted model, not a curated record